AUGAGGGUUGCCGGCUGGGUGAAAGAAACUAUUCGUCGCAAAUGUAAGGUGUGGUUCCAAAACCGUCGUGCAAAAUGGCGCAAGCAAGAAAAAGUCGGUCCUCAGGGUCACCCCUUUGCGUCCUUCGGAGGUCCAACUGGCACGCCACUACCCUUAGGCGGCCCACACGCUUACUUCCCUCUCCGCAAAAGUCCUUUGGAACAUCACAACGCUGGUGCUCCUCCAGCUGGGCACCUACCUCCUCCUCAUGGAUCUUUGCAGAACAAUUUAUUGAACCAGCUCUCUUUGCAGAACUUGAGCCUUCCUAACCAAUUGUCGCAACUUCAAAAUUUAAACUUGCCCAUGUUUGGUUUCCGAUAUCCUGCAGGAUUGGGAUAUUUGUCUCAAUAUCGCCAUCCCCCACCACCGCCACAGUUAUACCCACCAGGUUUCGAAUCACUAUUAGCAAACAUGGGGGCAAGAGUUCCAUUGGGAGAUGGUUCUCCACGUAGUACAUCACCAGGAUCGGCAGAAGGUGCUUCGCCAGAUCCUAGAUCAAAUAGUAUAGCGGCCCUAAGACUGAAGGCUCGGGAACAUGAACUGAGAUUGGAGAUGCUGAGGCAAGGAUCUGCUUCGGCAGGAGACAUUCUGAGUUAG
Molecule: messenger RNA, 636 nt
Organism: Ctenocephalides felis (cat flea)
Lineage: Eukaryota; Metazoa; Arthropoda; Insecta; Siphonaptera; Pulicidae
Product: homeobox protein aristaless-like
Exons: 2
Coding region: 1-636 (211 amino acids)
Biological process (GO): regulation of transcription by RNA polymerase II
Molecular function (GO): DNA-binding transcription factor activity, RNA polymerase II-specific; RNA polymerase II transcription regulatory region sequence-specific DNA binding
Source: RefSeq, a predicted model, not a curated record